Molecule: messenger RNA, 639 nt
Organism: Betta splendens (Siamese fighting fish)
Lineage: Eukaryota; Metazoa; Chordata; Actinopteri; Anabantiformes; Osphronemidae
Gene: fam32a
Product: family with sequence similarity 32 member A
Exons: 4
Coding region: 84-425 (113 amino acids)
Cellular component (GO): nucleolus
Source: RefSeq, a predicted model, not a curated record
GUUCUAGGGGGCGCUAGUGCACUCAUGUUAUUUGUCAUCCGCCAAUAAACGCCAAGAGGAAGAAGACGAAGAAUUUCUCGAACAUGUCUGACUACGCCACCGUCCAGAAGAGUGCCUUGAAGUUAAAAGGCGUAGGCAGCGUUUCAGCAGGAAAAAAGAAAAAGAAGAAGGAUAAAGAGAGCAAGCAUCGCCUGGAGCAGGUUGUGACCAGUCAAAACGACGAGGAGGUGACAACUAAGAAAACGUACAUUGACAAAAGGACACCAGCACAAAUGGCCUUCGACAAGAUGCAGGAGAAGAGGCAAAUGGAGAGGAUUUUGAACAAGGCAUCAAAGACACACAAACACAGAGUGGAGGAUUUCAAUCGUCACCUGGACAACCUGACAGAACAUUACGAUAUUCCCAAGGUCAGCUGGACCAAAUAAAAGUGGAGCGAUUGUUUACUUUUUUCUUGUACACUGCAUGUACAAAUCUUUCACAUGUUGCAUUUCGAAAAUAUUUGUUACUCGCUCAUAUUUUAUCCUAAAUGUGUUGACUUAGAUUUAUGUUGAUUCGUUGUAUUCAAUAAAGAUUUGUGUACAUUAUCAUUCUUUUAUUUCCAUUGUAAAAUAUGUAUGUAAUAAAAUGUAUAAAACUGUC